CUCUGACUCGGCACUCUAUAAAUGUUUCUUGCUUGUAGCCAGUCAGACACUUGUACUGCUAGAGAGUGAGAGUGGAAAGUGAAAGCAUUAGUCAUGAGCCGUUCCGUUCUGCUGCUGCUGCUGCUUGGCUGUUGGAUGUGUACAUCAUUUUGUACAGCUUUCCGAAUGGAUAAAUGGGAACGCUGUCUCUGUAAGAAGUCCUACAGAAUCCGUUCCACGAGCAUCAUUAAAUGGAACCUGUAUCCUCCAAGUGCAUCCUGCAGAGCUUAUGAGAUUGUGGUGACGGUAAAAGAUGGUCGGAAAAUAUGCCUCCAUCCAGAAUCAAAGCCAUGGAGGCUCAUAAUGAGUGGACAGCGUGCACCGAUAUAACGCCUGAAACAGAUCUAAACCAAUGUCCAAACCCAAAGACAAAAAAAUUUGGCAAAAAUGCUGCUAAAUUUGAGAAUGUAUGAGAGAUAUGUGUGGGGUUGAGUACAUUGUGCUUAUGGGUGUUAGUUGCACUUUGGCUACAGACCAAAAAUGUAGAACCCUGGACGUGAAAAAGACCCAGAGGUCCAGCCAUAUAUUAAAGCACCAUGCAGCUGUUGUAUCUAUAUUAAUUCAAGGGAACUGUAUACAAUGUUCUAACAUUUUGCUUGUGUCUGACUGUAGCUCUGUAAAAAUGGCAGAUAUUCCAGUAUUUUUGUUAAUUUAAUAUUUUAAUGAAAGUGUUUUAUAUAUUUUUAUGUUAUUAACAACAUCUGAUAAGAAGAAAAUGUGUCCUGAGUUUUAU
This is a messenger RNA of Hemibagrus wyckioides, 772 nucleotides long. Its product is annotated as C-X-C motif chemokine 3-like. Lineage: Eukaryota; Metazoa; Chordata; Actinopteri; Siluriformes; Bagridae. The record is from RefSeq and is a predicted model, not a curated record. Gene Ontology annotation, biological process: cellular response to lipopolysaccharide; chemokine-mediated signaling pathway; antimicrobial humoral immune response mediated by antimicrobial peptide. Gene Ontology annotation, cellular component: extracellular region. The coding region runs from base 94 to 369 and encodes 91 amino acids. The transcript is spliced from 3 exons. Gene Ontology annotation, molecular function: chemokine activity; CXCR chemokine receptor binding.